Plasmodium reichenowi is the source of this 300-nucleotide messenger RNA. Its product is annotated as regulator of chromosome condensation, putative. The annotation marks the transcript as partial. The record is from RefSeq and is a predicted model, not a curated record. Lineage: Eukaryota; Apicomplexa; Aconoidasida; Haemosporida; Plasmodiidae. The transcript has a single exon.
UAAUAAUAAUAAUAAUAAUAACAGUAAGAAGAGUAUUAAAAAAAAGAAUGAUUAUAGUACUUGUAAAAAAAAAAAUUAUUUUAAUUAUUUUAGUAAUAUACAUUUUUGUGAAAAUAAGCAUGAAAAAGUAUACUUGUUUGGUGAUAAACGUUGUUUAAUCAAAGAGACAAAUGAAGAUGGAGAAUGUCGUUUCUUUGAAAGAAAUAAAAUUAAAGUAAAAAAAAUAUCUUUUGGUAAUUGUAUAGCUAGCUGUAUAACAGAAAAUGAUGAAAUUUAUAUUUGGGGAUCCUAUGAAAAAAA